AUGUCUUCUCUUCCUUAUUCUAUUCCAAAGCCCUUUAAGGUGUCUAUUAUCGGUUCAGGGAACUGGGGUACUGCUAUUGCUAAAUUGGUUGCUGAAAACUGUGGUAGUAAGCCCAGUAUUUUUCAUCCUACAGUGAAUAUGUGGGUUUAUGAAGAGGAAAUUCCUUCUAAGGGAAAAUUAACAGAAAUAAUAAAUACAGAACAUGAAAAUGUAAAGUAUUUACCCGGAGUUAAGUUACCUGAGAACUUGGUUGCUAAUCCAGAUAUAGUUUCUACCGUGAAAGAUCUGGAUUUAUUGGUAUUCAAUAUUCCUCAUCAAUUCCUUGGAAGAAUCUGUCUGCAAUUGGUUGGAAAGGUUUCACCUCAUACAAGAGCUAUCUCUUGUUUGAAGGGGUUGAAUGUCGAUAAAGAUGGUUGUAAAUUGCUUUCCCAAGCCAUUACUGAUACCCUUGGAUUACAUUGUGGUGUUCUCAGUGGUGCCAAUAUCGCUAGCGAAGUGGCACGAGAAAAAUGGUCUGAAACAAAUGUGGCUUAUUUGAAACCAGAUGAUUUCAAAGGUCCUGGUUUAGAUAUUGAUCCCUUCAUUAUCAAGAACUGUUUCCAUAGACCUUAUUUCCAUGUUAGAGUCAUUGAUGAUAUCAUUGGUACUUCUGUAGCUGGUGCAUUGAAGAACGUUGUUGCUUGUGGAGCUGGUUUUGUUGACGGAGCCGGUUGGGGUGAUAAUGCUAAGGCAGCUGUCAUGAGAAUCGGACUUAAGGAAAUCAUUCAUUUUGCAUCUUAUUAUGAAAAAUUCGGCAUUAAGGGAGAAGCCCCCAAGGUUUCAACUUUCACAGAAGAAUCUUGUGGAGUGGCUGAUUUAAUCACUACAUGUUCCGGUGGUCGGAACGUGAGAGUCGGAAAAUAUAUGAUUGAACAUAAAGUUAGUGCUUGGGAAGCAGAAAAGAUUUUAUUAAAUGGCCAAUCUUCUCAAGGUAUCAUUACUGCUAAAGAAGUACACGAAUUGUUAACUACUUUCAACUUACAAAGUGAAUUCCCAUUAAUGGAAGUUGUAUAUGCCAUUAUCUAUGAGGAUUUCGAUGUUAAUGAGUUGCCUAAUGUGUUGGAAGCUGAUGAGGAUUUGUAA
Lizanozyma spartinae is the source of this 1122-nucleotide messenger RNA. RefSeq names its product Gpd2p (gene GPD2). Lineage: Eukaryota; Fungi; Ascomycota; Pichiomycetes; Serinales; Debaryomycetaceae. Gene Ontology annotation, biological process: carbohydrate metabolic process; glycerol-3-phosphate catabolic process. Gene Ontology annotation, molecular function: glycerol-3-phosphate dehydrogenase [NAD(P)+] activity; protein homodimerization activity; NAD binding. The record is from RefSeq and is a predicted model, not a curated record. Gene Ontology annotation, cellular component: nucleus; glycerol-3-phosphate dehydrogenase (FAD) complex; cytosol. Bases 1 to 1122 code for a protein of 373 amino acids. The transcript has a single exon.